AGCUGAUACUAGUAAUUAAUUUAUUAAACAUGGUAGUAAAUCUAAGAAGCAGGUUGCAUGCACAAACACCCUCCCAUAUAAUACGGCAUCAUUACCCACUUAUAAAACAGAAAAAAUUAGAAUGCUUUGGGAUUGAUGACCAAUUUCUUCGCCUGCUCUCUUUCUCUCUCUUCUGCCGUCCCCUUUAAAUUAAACCUCAACCUAAAAAAAAAAAACUUUUUAAUCAAAAUUAAUAAAAAUUCUUUCUGGGUAUUUUUAUUCAACACAAUACCACUAAUUUUUAUUUCAUUUUGUAUAAAAAAAAAAUGUCAAACUUUGGAAAGAAGUAAGUACAGGACAAAAAGAGAGUACUAGAAAUUUAAUUAAAUUAAAGGGUGAAGCUGGUGAGAGAGAGAAGAGGAGAGAAAAAAUUCUAGAGAGAGAAAGCUGCUAGAGAGAAGAAACAGUUGACCUAGUUUCAGGGAUUUAGGGGAUUUUGAUGAUGAAUUUUUAAUUUGUUACUGAUCAACAACACUUCUAUAAGAGCCCACAUAGAAGCAGGAACAUCAGCAACAACACCAACAACAAAAAACACAAAGAGUUCUGUUUUUUUGUUGUGUGUUUCUUGUCAGGUUGCUGAGGAAUGUUUUAAUUUGUAUUUGUUGGAGUUGAUUGUACUAUCAAGAGGAUCUAAUUCUUCACGAUUCUAAGUCUUGUUGAAGAUCCAGACUUAUGUCAGAAUGAAGCUUGGUUGCUGAGGAAUGUUUUAAUUUGUAUUUGUUGGAGUUGAUUGUACUAUCAAGAGGAUCUAAUUCUUCACGAUUCUAAGUCUUGUUGAAGAUCCAGACUUAUGUCAGAAUGAAGCUUGGUUGCUGAGGAAUGUUUUAAUUUGUAUUUGUUGGAGUUGAUUGUACUAUCAAGAGGAUCUAAUUCUUCACGAUUCUAAGUCUUGUUGAAGAUCCAGACUUAUGUCAGAAUGAAGCUUGAAAACGACCUUGUUAUUGGUGUUCAAACUUCCCCGAGGAAGUCAUAUAACCCUUUCGAUUCAGAUGAUGAAGACACCAAUGUUAAAGAUAACAUUAAUGGGUAUGAUAUAAAAAGCUUUGAGUCAACUCCAGACUCGUUAACAUUUCACUUGGACAGUAGUGAUCUAUCAUGGGAAGAAGCUAUAAUUGGGCAUUCUCGGCUUUUAAGUAAUCCAAAUUCUGCUGAUGCAAGCAAUGAGGAAGUUCUUUAUAGGAAGGAUUCUGAAUUAUUUACUGAUAAAACAGUUACUGAAUGUGAGCUACCAGAGUUGUUUUCAUACAAAGAUAAUGGUUUUCAUCCGGUCAAAGACAUUGGAAUAGAUGAGGGAGUGCCUACACAUGACAAGGUUUGGGUUAAAAGCCUAGAUGAUCAUAACAGUAAAAACAUGUCUACUGUCCUAGCUUCUAAUGACAAUGUUGAUGGUGAUGUGCUGUUUACUAAUGAUGUCGAAAAGCGCCCUUUUGCUCAGGACAUGACUGAAGAGUUAGUGAAGGAGAGUGGAGUUGUUCAUGAAGCCUUAGAGAAGCCAUACCCUGCUGAUAAGUGUGGGAGUGAUGAUAUGCUAAUGGCAGACGAGUUUGAACAUAACUCUAGCAAGAAACAGGACGCGUCUAAAAUUAUUUUGCACACAGAAGAACUGGUUCAGAGUGAUGAUGUAGUUAAUGGUAAAAAAGACCCUCAAGUAGGUGAGAAAGAUAAAGUAGAUUGUCAAAAGGUGAUGACAGAUAAUGAAGUCCCUGAGGAGGAGCAUUGCAAAGACAGUGUACCUCUAGAGCAUGUAGUAACUUCAGUCAUGAAUGAAGUAGAAGCCACUAUGGAGUCCAAUGAGGCACAGCAUUCAGAAAAAUCUUCCGCACAGCCUGCAAUCGUGCAUGAAGCAGAAGCCACUACAGAGUCCAAUAAGGCACAACAUGCAGAAAUAUCUCCUGCACAGCCUUCAAUCAUGCAUGAAGUAGAAUCUACUAUGGAGUCCAAUGAGAGUCAAAGUGAAGAAGCAUCUUCAAUUCAACCAGCUGACAAAGUUAACAACAAUGCUUUAUCUUACGACAGCAAGGUGGAGUCUGGAAGUAUUAUCUUGGAUUUUAAUGCUGCUGCUACUUCAUCAGAGACGGCAGAGAAAGAGAUUUCACAGAAAAACGAGGCAGUUGAAAAACCUCCUGCGGCUCAAAGUAUGUCUAGGGAUGAUGUUGGAUCUCUUCCUGGUACUAUCCUAGAUUGUGGGACAGAUAGGAGGGUUCAUGGGGAGACAAGCUUUUCGGCUGCAAUGCCACCCCCAUCAUCUAUAACUUACAUGGGGCCUGUUGCACACUCUGGCAACAUUUCUCUCCGAUCUGAAAGUAGUGCUGGCAGCACUCGUUCCUUUGCCUUUCCUGUGUUGCAAGCAGAAUGGAAUACUAGUCCAGUAAGGAUGGCGAAGGCAGAUCAGAGAAACUUGCGUAAGCAAAAAGGAUGGGCUCAUUCGUUCAUGUGUUGUAAAUUCUGAGUCGUAUUUGUUCUUCUUAGUUUAUAGAGUAUACACAUAGGUAUUUCAACCGAAAAAAUGAAAAACGUUACCAGUUAAUCAGUAUAGGUGAUACAUUUUGGGUUUGGCUUCUUAUUAUCUUUAGUGUAUGGUGGGUCUUGUGCAGUAGUUUUGAUGAUGGUAGUUACCUUUUUAAGUUUUAGCCUUUGUUAUCAAAGGUUUGCAGAGUUAAGUGUAAAAAAAAAAAAGAGAUAUCUUAACAUAUUUUGAUGUUAAGAUUUCAUCCUUUGAUGCUUCAUUUCUGCACAUUGAUUUUAUUCAUAGGAUACAUGAGCAGGUAUAUUACUGGCUUAU
Molecule: messenger RNA, 2821 nt
Organism: Chenopodium quinoa (quinoa)
Lineage: Eukaryota; Viridiplantae; Streptophyta; Magnoliopsida; Caryophyllales; Amaranthaceae
Exons: 9
Coding region: 956-2488 (510 amino acids)
Biological process (GO): regulation of asymmetric cell division
Source: RefSeq, a predicted model, not a curated record